Molecule: messenger RNA, 1919 nt
Organism: Pungitius pungitius (ninespine stickleback)
Lineage: Eukaryota; Metazoa; Chordata; Actinopteri; Perciformes; Gasterosteidae
Product: anthrax toxin receptor 2-like
Exons: 15
Coding region: 604-1791 (395 amino acids)
Cellular component (GO): plasma membrane; cell surface
Molecular function (GO): transmembrane signaling receptor activity
Source: RefSeq, a predicted model, not a curated record
ACGCCGUGUAGAAUGGAGUCAUGUUGUAUUGUAUGUCUUGCGUGGUCAUUUCAUCGUUAAUCCCCAUUAUGUUAUGCCAUGUUCUGUUACCACCUUCUUAAUUUAUGAAAUCCGUAACGUGUCCUUAAUGUUAUUGGAUUAUAUUUGUCUUUAUUAAUAACACAUUUGGUAACAGUACAAAAACAGAUAAUAAUGGCAGUAGUCCAUAGUUUAUAUAAAGAUGAACUUCAAAACAUAGCAGGGAGGGACCUUGCUAAAAAGUGUCAUUUCAAAUUUUGUCACGUUUCAUGUAUCGUUAUUAUUAUUUAAUUUAGCCUAAUUAUUUAAUUUGACACAAUCCCACUAUUUACCGUAUGAGUCACAACAUUUGGUCUUGCAUUUGAUGUGUUUUUGUGCUGCAGAUGACGUUCACAAGCUGCGUGUUUAUGUGUGUUUCAGUCCCAGGAUGAGGGUUUCCUACAUAGUCUUUUCAGCCAGAGCAGUUGUAAUACUGCCUCUAACUGGAGACAGAAACACAGAUAAUGACACAGAUAACCAGAUCACACAGAAACUGAACUCUUAUCGCUCUGUAUUUAAACUGUGCCAUGGUGGCAUGUGAUCUGGAUGCACAGGUCGAAGAUAGACAAGGGUUUGGAGAAGCUGAGCCAAAUCAAACCUGCCGGUGAAACGUUCAUGCACGAAGGCAUGAAAGCGGUGUCAGAGCAGAUGAAGAUGCAGACUUCGCCGUCGUCUACCAUCAUCAUCGCUCUGACAGAUGGGAAGCUGGAGGUUUUCCCCUACGAACUGACCCUACAGGAGGCGGACAGAGCCAGAGGGUUUGGAGCCCGAGUGUACUGUGUGGGGGUCAUGGACUUUGACCACAAACAGCUCGCUCACAUAGCAGACGGAACAGAACAGGUCUUCCCGGUGCUGUCCGGGUUUCAUGCCCUCAAAGACAUGGUGAACUCGAUCCUGAAGCAGACGUGCGCCGACAUCUUCACAAUAGAGCCGUCGAGUGUUUGUGUGAACGAGUCCUUCAGCGUGGUGCUGAGGGGCAGCGGCUUCAGCGGAUCCAAGAGGGCAGACAACGUGCUCUGCUCCCUCACUGUCAAUCAAAAGACAUACGACCAGAAACCCAAAGUAGUUAGAGACGGCUAUCUGCUGUGUCCAGCUCCUGUUCUACAUGAGGUCGGACAAUCGGUCCAAGUGCUGGUCAGCCUGAACAAUGGACAGUCCCACAUCUCCGGUCCCAUUACCAUCUACGCUACCACCUGUUCAGAUGGGACCUGGGUGCUCUGGUUGCUGUUGGUUCUGUUGCUGCUACUAGCUCUGGCUUUCUUCUGGUGGUUCUGGCCUCUCUGCUGCACUGUGGUUAUCAGAGACCCGCCCCCAUCCCGCCCACCACCCCCACCUCCCGUCAUUGAGCCAGAAGAAGAUCUUUCGGCCAAACACCUGUGGCCUACAGUGGAUGCUUCCUACUAUGGUGGCAGAGGUCCUGGAGGAAUCAAGCGCAUGGAGGUGCGCUGGGGGCAGAUGGGGUCCACAGAGGAAGGCUCCCGGCUCGAGAAAGCCAAAAAUGCUGUGAUCACAAUGCCGGAGGGUGUUGAGGAGCCCAUCUUGUCUAAGCCCCCACCACGGCCUCCUCCAGUCUACAACCCCCCACCACAGCCCAAAUGGUACACUCCCAUCAAGGGGCGCUUUGAUGCACUGAGGGCAUUGAUGAGGAGGCAGUAUGACCGAGUGGCAAUCAUGAGGCCAACGCCGCAGGACAAGGGACGCUGUAUUAACUUCACCAGAGUUCAGAGUCACUGAUGUUGGACCAUGAGGAUCGACACUUUUCACUUUAUUGCAGUUUUUAGCCUAAGAUUAGUGAUCUGUACACUCAAGAGACGAUUGUUCUUAUCCAACACGUAUUGUAAAUAAACUUCUUCUUUACUUUA